Molecule: messenger RNA, 6914 nt
Organism: Myxocyprinus asiaticus (Chinese sucker)
Lineage: Eukaryota; Metazoa; Chordata; Actinopteri; Cypriniformes; Catostomidae
Product: plexin-A1-like
Exons: 6
Coding region: 159-1880 (573 amino acids)
Biological process (GO): semaphorin-plexin signaling pathway involved in axon guidance; regulation of cell migration; regulation of cell shape
Cellular component (GO): semaphorin receptor complex
Molecular function (GO): protein binding; semaphorin receptor activity
Source: RefSeq, a predicted model, not a curated record
GUGUGAACAAACCACGAUUAAAGCUUCAGCUUUAGUUGCAGAAUUUAAGUGGAGGAAUGCAGAGUGUUUGUGUGUCCACAGAUCUGAGACCUCUAGAUGCAGAACAAAGACGCUUGAGUGAAGGAAAGGAAAUAUAACUUGUAAGGACCAGUGCAGAUAUGUGGCCUCCCCAGGGGCCACAUCGCGUUAUUUGCAGAGGAAAGGUAGUACUCCUUGGGCUGCUUACUAUCUACAUAUCUCUUCACCUUUCUGAAGGAGCUCCAGAGCCAUUUAAGUUCUUCUCGCCCCCAGACUGGGGUCUGACGCAUUUAGCCAUCCAUAACAAGACAGGAGAUGUGUAUGUUGGCGCGGUAAACUGGAUCUACAAGCUCUCUAGCAACUUGACCAAGUUGAGGAGUCAUAUGACGGGUCCAAUGUUGGACAACAAGAAAUGCUAUCCAUCUCCAAGUGUACAGUUAUGCCCCUAUGACCUUGCCCCAAACAACAAUGUGAACAAGCUGCUGCUAAUAGACUAUUCCCAAAACCGCCUCAUUGCUUGCGGAAGCACCUCGCAAGGCAUUUGUCAGUUUUUACGCCUGGUUGAUCUUUUCAAGCUUGGUGAACCACACCACCGUAAGGAGCACUACCUCUCCAGUGUCGUUGAGUCUGGAACAAUGUCCGGGGUCAUCAUCUCAGGGGGUCACUCUAGCAAGCUUUUCAUCGGAACGCCCAUCGAUGGAAAAUCAGAGUACUUCCCAACCCUUUCCAGCCGUAAGUUGAUGGCUAGUGAGGAGGAUGCUGACAUGUUCAGUUUCGUCCACCAGGAUGCGUUUGUUUCUUCCCAGCUGAAGAUUCCCUCGGAUACAUUGUCCAAAUUCCCAGCGUUUGACAUCUAUUACAUGUACAGCUUUAACAGUGAACAGUUUGUCUACUUCUUGACCCUGCAGCUGGAUACUCAACUAACUUCUGAUGCUAGCGGAGAACAGUUCUUCACCUCUAAGAUCGUCAGACUCUGUAUUGAUGACCCCAGGUUCUACUCCUACGUGGAAUUCCCUAUCGGAUGCACCAAAGAUGGGGUGGAAUAUCGAUUGAUCCAGGAUGCCUUCUUGAGCAAACCUGGGAGGCAGCUUGCAAACUCUCUGGGAGUGUCUGAGCAGGAGGACAUAUUGUUUACGGUUUUCUCUCAAGGUCAGAAGAACCGGACCAAGCCUCCUAAAGAGUCGGCACUUUGCUUGUUUACUCUAACAAGAAUCAAGGAAAAGAUCAAGGAAAGGAUUCAGUCAUGUUAUAAAGGAGAGGGCAAGCUGUCCUUGCCUUGGCUACUCAACAAAGAGCUAUCAUGCAUCAACUUGCCUCUCCAAAUUGAUGAUACUUUCUGCGGGCAAGAUUUUAACCAGCCUCUAGGGGGGGAAAGCACCAUAGAGGGAAUUCCGCUCUUCUUAGACAAAGAUGAUGGAAUGACUUCCGUAGCUGCAUAUGAUUACCAUGACAACACGGUGGUUUUUACAGGAACACGCAAUGGGCGAUUGAAUAAGAUUCUGAUUAAUUCUGUGAAUUCGUCCAAACCGGCGCUGCUGUACGAGAGUGUUCUCGUGAGCAAGGGUGGCCCAGUUCUGCAAGACAUGCUGUUUAGCCCUGACCUACAGUUCAUAUACACACUGACAGACAAACAGGUGACACGUGUGCCGGUGGAGAACUGUUCUCAGUACACAUCAUGUUCUGAAUGUUUGAACUCUAGAGAUCCUCACUGCGGCUGGUGUGUCCUACACAGCAUAUGUUGUCGCCAUGAUCGUUGUGAGAGCGCAGACAAAUCCUUGGGAUACAUUUCCAGAGUCAAUGAGUGUGAGAAACUGCUCAUCCAACGCAACAUCCAGUUGUGUUUGAGAAACGGAGGGAAUUAAAGAUAUUUCUUGCAAAAGAAUACAUGAAAGAAGUUUUUAAAAGACCAGAAAGGAAAAGUGUUAAGGGUUAUUCCUAUUAUGCAAUAAUAUUAAUAUAAUUGCUCAAAUAUUAAACUCACAAUGUAUUAUAUGUUUAGUUGUUUUUUUAUAUCACAGUAUCACAAUUUAGUGAACAUAGUGGUGACAUCUUAUUUAUUUCACAACUUUCACAGUGUGUUUUUAAUUAAUUUUACUACUUCUUUUUUUGCUUUAACUUCUUGAAUGAAAAACAGGCAGUUUUAUUAAAACAUUUCAACAUAUGUUUCUUUUAUAUUCCUUUCACUAAUCAAAAUGUUUAAAACAAAACAUGUUUUUUUGGGAAUAUUGUUUUAAUUGUUAAUCAAUAUAAAGUUUUUCCUGUGUCCUCAAGAUCACUUUCCAACCUGUUAGUCUUUUGUAAUAUCCCUUUAACACUCCUAUGGUAUUGAAAAAUGGCACCUCCCUUUGGUAUUCGCAGUCCUUUUUGACCAGAAGGGUCAAAUGUUUAAAGCUUUUUUUUUUACUUUUUUUUUUUAUGAUGAUGAUGAUAAUGAUGCCAUUUCUUCUCCCCUGAAGUAAGAACAAUAAAAUGCAUUUCUUUUGUGAUUUUAUGCUAUUUUGAUCUUAUUUACAUGUACAUUUAUACAUUUUACCAUUCAUUUGCAUAUACAAAUGAGCAAAUUUUUGAAGGAAAAAAAAACAAUUUAAAAUUCAAAGUUGAAACAUGAAGAAAAUAUGAGAAUGUGACAUAAAUUGGAGGCAGAUUGCUGCCAUCUGGUGAACAACAUAUAAAUAACAUGACUUGAAAACCAUGUCAUGCCAGUAACAGCCAGUAGAUGACUGUACACACAUACUGUGUAGUCUGAUGACUUGUUGAAACCUAAUGUUAUAUUUUAUCACAAGAUAUGCAUUUGGAUAUAUAUAUAGACAUUAUCAAACUAUUAUUUGUCAAAGUUUAGCAUUUUCAAAUUGAUUUGAAGUGUCAGUUUUUGCAGUUAAUGUCAUUAUGAUUGCAAUCAAACCUGACCAUGGUGUUACAAAGAAAAGACACAGAAUAAACAUUUUUAUGCAAUAAUUUAUUUCAAACAUAAAAAUGUAAUAACUCAAAGUAAAUUCAUAAUAAUGUCAAGAAAAUGAACAUCAAGAAACAGAAAUGAACUGCAAAAUUCUGAAAAUUCAAUGAGAGUAUAAAAUAAAAUAAUCAGAUUAAACAUUUUGCAAUUUCAAACUUUCUGUAGUAAAAAUGUAUUUUGCAAAUGUGUGUGUGUGUUCUGCAAUGUGAGUGUGUUAUUGUCUCACCCCUUCAUUUCUGAGUGUGUGUGUUUAGCAUGGUUACUGAUUUAUGUUUUUUUUUUUUUUUUUGGGGGGGGGGGGGGGGUUGACAAAUGUAAAAAAGCUGUGUUAUAGUUUCACCACUUCAUUUGUGUGUGUGUAAGUGUGUGUUUGUGUGAGAGUGGGUGUGUGUGUUUUGCACCGAGGAUGUUUUAGAGUCUCACCUUGUAAUUUAUGUCUGUUUUAUUUUUUUUAAUUUUUUUUCUGGAUUGUGGCUGAUUUUCUUUUUCUUUUAUGACCACUUAGACUUAUCAAAUCAAGCCCAAUUUAUUUUUAUUUUUAUUUUUUUAUUUUUUUUGUAUGUUCAGAUGGCAAAUGGAGGAAAAGUCACCAAGUCUUGUACUGCUCAGAUAAAGGAAACCAGUUUUAUUAAAUGAGGGGGAAAAAUUUAGUAAAAAAUGACCAAAUACCAUAGGAGGGUUAACUGAAAAGAAACAGGAAAUAAUGUGAUUUUUGGAGGGGAAACAACAGCACAAACAUCAGUAAUAAUUAGUGGAUUUGAUGUAUUCUGUGAUGUUUUGUGCUGUUAGUUGGUUUGUCUCACUCUAUAACAUUCCAUCCUGUUUGAUAAAAUUACAGAAAUGAGUCUGAUAAUAUCAAUAUUUCAAAAGAGGGUGAAAAGAUAUCAGAAGUAACUUCCUGUUGACAUCCUCCUGAAAACUAACUGUCAGCAGUUACUAACUUUAACUCUAUUUCCAUCUUGUUCAUUUCUUGCCAUUAUGUGAAUAGUCAAGUUAUGAUUAAAAGUUGGAAUUCCAAGCUUGAUUGGAGCACAUGGCUGAAAUUCUGCAUUACCCUUGUAUAGAAAUACUUGCUUAAAGGGAUAGUUCACCCAAAAAAAUAAAAUUCUCUCAUCAUUUACUCACCCUCAUGCCAUCUCAGAUGUGUAUGACUUUCUUUCUUCUGGUGAACACAAAUUAAGAUUUUUAGAAAAAUAUCUCAGCUCUGUAGGUCAUUACAAUGCAAGUGAAUGGUGACCAGAACUCCUAAAGCUCCAAAAAGGAGAUAAAGUCAGCAUAAAAGUAAUCCAUAAGACUCCAGUGCUUUAAUUCAUAUCUUCAGAAGCGAUCCAGUUGGUUUUGGGUGAGAACAAACCAAAAUAUAAUGUCUUUUUCACUGUACAUCAUGACAGCAGUCUUCUUGGUCGAUCAUGAUUUCAAAGUGAAGUGUAAUCGAUUUUUACAUUUGGAUGGUCUAUUGCGUAAUGCCACGCUGUUACAAACAAUGACCACAUAUGUGGACUGUAUGCUUAUUUUAAUUUAAAAUAUCCUAUAUUCACUGUGCAUUAUCACAUUGAGAAUUAAUGGGUUCAUCCAAAAGCUGGAAAAUGUGUCUUUCAGAGGCUUUAUAUGGAGUUAGGAUGAAAAUAAGGUGCAUUUCAAACUGUUCUGAGACCAGUGCAGACAGACAGCACACUGGAGGUUAAGUCAUUCACUAAAUAGGGAGCAAAGGAGCAUCCUAUAGCUCUCUAUGCAGUUAAGUGCAUUCACUCCUAAAAUCAGAUCAAAAGUUCAGUUUCAGGCUGCAGAUGAUGUUUGGAUCACUCAACAUGUUUGACAGACAUGAGACAAUGAUAAUCAGUACAUAGAAUCAGAAUUUAUAAUGUAUCAUUUUAUUUUAACAUGAUUGGCAGUGAUUGGAUGAUUCUGGACAUUACUUUGAAUCAGAAUUAUUUAUGCUAAUUUCUGAUGUCAACGUCUCAAAAACAUGAAUAAUGGAAAAUGCGCACAGCAGUCACGUUCGGGACUCAGGAGGUUAAACCUGAAAAUAACAAAUGAUUUAAAAAAAGAAGGUAGACUUCUACGUCCCUGUCACACUCCAGUUGUUGAGAUAUCAAAUUACUGAUCAUUAAUAUGACAAUUUUUACUGGAAAAAAACUGUAUUAUACUGUAUUAGAAAAAUAGACUCAGUCUUUUGAAUCCACUGUAUACUUCUUUAUUCAUAUAUUCUUAGUCUUUAUAUUCAUUCUAUGUAUAGUAUACUUAUUUUACUUAUACAUAUAUUUAAUACUGACUUUUCUUUUUUGAUUUACUUUUAAUCCUGAUUUUUGUCUUAUAUGUUUUGCUGGUCCUGUAUGAGCAUAAUACUGUGCAAAGGAUACUAUUUCAUUCAUUUCUUCUGGUAUGAGGGGGAGAUUCUCUUUGCAUUAUCUGUCUGUAUUAUCUUCGGAAGUUAACUGAUAAUGAGUUGCUGAUAGGGACACAGGAUGCUUUUUAGUUUUUAUAAAAUAUAAAGCAAGUGCUUUCAGAUUGUGUGCUUUGAAACAUCUCUGACUGAAAUUCAGGUCGCUGUUACAUUUCUCAAAGCUGUCAUAAUUAAAGGAGUUUUGCAUAAUCAAAGUUUAUAGACAUAUUUCAACAACCCAAAUAAUAAAGAAGCUUUGCAUUACACUCUUUAGAGGAAAUUGUCAAAGGUGGAAUUAGAGAUUUAGACUGGACACAUAUGAAGCAUUUGGUCAUGUUUUCUCUCUUCAUUUUUGUAUUUUUUGAUUAUCUUUUCUGGGUUGUAGAAACAGUGGUUUGACUUAUGAGAAACUACCAUGUUGUCCAUCUUUUACCUUUUUAACAAAGUAGAGCAUACGUGGCCAGACUCUGUGACACAGCCAUGUGCUUUGAUAGUGAAGUGUUUCAUGAAAUUCAAAAAUAGAUUUAGUUACUGCGUGAAGUAGCAGAAUCAGUGCCUACAUUCUCCACAUGGAAGCUCGCUCAGUUUUCCCUCUGGGAUCAAUAAUAUAUCUCUAUGUCUCUAUCGAGGUGCCAUAAUAAUUCAAGUGAGGUGUGACUGCAGUAGUAGAUGGCUGAUUUUCUCUAACUCACACUUGUUUUCAUGAAGAGCAGAAGCUCAGGGGAGGGUGGCCCGUGUGGUUGUAGUCAUGGUAACACUUUUGGAGAUGGAGGAAGAUAACAGGUCAGAAAAUGGAAUGUCACAUCCUCAAUGUGUAAUACUGAUCGCCAAACAUCGCUGCAGCUGCAUGUGAAUCAUAGAAAGAGAGUGUUAAACAUUGAUUUAAACGUGCUGGCCAGAGAAAUAUAGUUACAAGUGUGCUGUCGGCUUCUCUGUCGCUCUGUGUGUGUGUUUUGGAGGCGUGGUCAAUUCUGAGUGAAAACAUGACAGCAGUUUAUUGAGUUUAGACUGUUAACACAAACCAAAUAAGAGUUACUGAUCACAGAAAUCUGUUUGUCGAGAACAGUCCAUAUUAAAAUAAUACCAGGACAUGAAACUGGUGUUUUGUUAAAUAUAUCAAAUGAUAUACAGAUGGUCUCACUUCAUUGUCAAAAACACUGAGCUCAUCCUGAGAUGAGCAUUCACAGAUAAUGAACUUGGUCACAUUAUUCGAUUAAAAUCAACCCUGUUUCGCGUGUAAUGCGAAAAAUACAAUUUAAAAUAAAUCUGUUUUAUUUUUAAAUGUUUGUUCAGAUAUGUGUUGCCACUCAUCGGCAUUACAAUUUUACAAAUAUUUGCAAAAGCGGAAUUUGUCUUUGUCCUUUCACUUUCAGCCCUGUUAUGCUGCGACUUUUCACAUUAAUCAUUACGACAUCAUAUUUUAAGAAAUUAUACAAGCAGUUUCUUUUUACAGUCUUGGUAUUUCAUCAUAUUUACACUCAUAAUGGCCUCAUCAUGGUACAUUUUUCAACUCUGUUAUAGAAAGACUGUAUCAGUUGUUUUUAACAGAAUUGUUUUUCU